AUGGAUCACAACAUUGACCAUUUGUACGCGGCAUUCAUCACAAGAUUAGCUCCUGAUACUUUGAAACCUUGGUUGUUAUCUGGAAGAGACGAUCUUGUUGUUGUUGAUGUUCGAGAUUCCGAUUAUAAAUAUGUAUAUAAGGCAUGUCUACCGAGCUCUAUCAAUAUACCAGCUCAUACUUUUAAAGAUUCAAUUCCUGAAUUAUUGAACAAGUAUCCAAUUGAUCGUGGUAAUUCUAAACAAAUUUAUAUCUUCCAUUGUAUGAGAUCUCAUCAAAGAGGUCCUUCAAGUGCUAGAAAAUUUCUAAGAUAUUUGUUAUUACAUACUGAAUGUGGUAAAGAUUUCACAAAGAUCCCCAAGAUUUAUAUUCUUGAUGGUGGAUUGAAAAAAUGGAAUCAUUUAUAUGGUGGUGAUAAAAGAUUAAUGAUUCCACUUAUACAAAAUUGA
Messenger RNA from Hansenula ciferrii, 447 nucleotides. Its product is annotated as M-phase inducer phosphatase 2. Gene Ontology annotation, cellular component: cytoplasm; nucleus. Gene Ontology annotation, molecular function: protein tyrosine phosphatase activity. The transcript has 2 exons. The record is from RefSeq and is a predicted model, not a curated record. NCBI's taxonomy places the organism in Eukaryota, Fungi, Ascomycota, Saccharomycetes, Phaffomycetales, Wickerhamomycetaceae. The coding region runs from base 1 to 447 and encodes 148 amino acids.